AUGUCAAACUCCCAGGAACAGAGUCUGAAUAAAGACGUGAUAUUUCUGCCGGUGUCUGAGUCCAGCCCGGAGUACCUUCACUGCGAGAGGGAGCGCUAUGCGCUAGAACGCCUGCUGAGUGCGGGCCCCGAGGCCUUCUACACCACGCUGAGUGCAGAGCACCUCGUCCCCUUCCUCUCCCCAGAGGAGGUGAACCAGAUCAGUGGCAGGGUCAAGGACUACCAUAGCAGCUAUGAGGAGUUGGAGGGGGCUGAGGAGGGUGGCAGCUCAGGUGUGCAAGACUUCUCCGCCAGGUACUUCCCCACCCACUCAGACACCCCUGCACCUUGCCUGGAGCUGGGCUGGCCUGAGGGGGUCACCUGGGUGGGAAUGGGACGCGCCGUGGUCUAUACCAGCCCACCUGCAGAUGAACAACCUCCUGUCAGAGAGAUCAUCAGAAGACUACUGCAGGGGGCUAGCAAGGUUAUUGCCAUGGUGACAGACAGACUGACAGAUAGCACUGUGAUUGGGGAUCUACGCACUAUCGCUUCACGGGGAGUCCCUGUUUACAUCAUCCUGAACCAGAGAUCCAGCCAGGAGAACCUCCCCCCUCACAGGCUGAGGCAUCCGAAUAUACAGGUUCGUGUUCUUGGAGGAAAGACCUUCUGUUCGCGGGAGGGAAAGAUAGUGAUGGGGGAAUUGAAGGACAACUUCCUCCUGGUGGAUUUGGAGACAGUGGUUAAUGGCAGCUACAGGUAA
Molecule: messenger RNA, 738 nt
Organism: Salvelinus namaycush (lake trout)
Lineage: Eukaryota; Metazoa; Chordata; Actinopteri; Salmoniformes; Salmonidae
Gene: sack1e
Product: family with sequence similarity 83 member E
Exons: 3
Coding region: 1-738 (245 amino acids)
Biological process (GO): epidermal growth factor receptor signaling pathway
Source: RefSeq, a predicted model, not a curated record